Molecule: messenger RNA, 1731 nt
Organism: Cadophora gregata
Lineage: Eukaryota; Fungi; Ascomycota; Leotiomycetes; Helotiales; Ploettnerulaceae
Exons: 6
Coding region: 1-1731 (576 amino acids)
Source: RefSeq, a predicted model, not a curated record
AUGACGCCAGAAGACCAGAAUGAGACAACCCCUUCAAGAUUCCGAGCGCUCGCGUUCCGGAAUCCUUUCGCCUCACCAAGCAGAAACGAGAAUUAUCCAACAGCCACGACAUCAGGUCAUUGCAUGCCAGAAUCUACAGCAGUACAUGCCGCCGAAGCAACCAGUUCAGGUGUUGCUAGCACCAUCCCCUCCACAGCCCCGUCCGCCAUCUCAUCCCUUGGAAAUACUGCCGCCACAUCACCAACAUCGGAGCAUUGUCCAGAUAUUGAGCAACAUGACCAUGUCACUCCGUCUUGUCAAGGUCUUGAUAUCAUUUUCCCGCCAGGUAAAGCAGACCAGAACUUCGCGGAUGGAGACGAGGGAAAUUCGAUUGCCAGCUCGGAUAUCUCACCGUUUGGCAGUCCUCACAUUAACAGAAGUUUGAUUAAUCUUGAGGACACCGGUACUGCCGUCGAUGGAGGAGCCGAUAGUUUACAGAGCAACAUGAGCAUUUCCAAAAGUUCCAAAAUGUCACCAAUUCGUCUGUCUGGAUCGCCUCUAAAUAUCUCAAGACCAGAGUCUCUAGCAGGCUCCUUCCAGUCUGUCAGAUCCGAGCAGUCUGCCAAGUCUUUCAGGUCAUAUGGAUCAUCAAUUGGAGAUGGAGGCGAAUGGGAGUUCGACUCCUUACUUGAGAUGACAGAUGAGAUAAGGGCCGCAUUGAAGACCAGAGGAACCAUUCCAAAGAGUAGCAUUGAAGAGUUGAGUGUGCUGCUUGAUGCCUUGUUGCAAAUCGAGGCCUCAGUUCCGCCUUCGACAGAGUUUGAUCUACUUAUACACACCCGUUUAGACGAGCUUCUCAGAGACAUUGGCGACUCUAAGGAGACGAUGAGUCAAAAUAUGGAUAAGAGUCAAGUAACAAUCUUCAUCAAGGCUGGUUCUUUGAGGCGGAAGUGGGAGCGAAGAUUCAAAGGGUUGUAUUUCAACAUUAACAAGCCGCGCACAGAGCAGAUGAUCAACGGCCCUCUGCGUGGCCUAGGUAUCAUUGGAAGUAAUGGAGAUCAGGGACUGGAUUGGCUUGUCAGUCAUGUGCAACCAGCCGAUUUGGAGGGCCAUCUGAAUUUCACUCCAGGAGACUGGUGGCUGAACAUGCACUGCGCACUUCGUGAUGGUGCCGUCGGGUCAGUGGACAAGAUGCUGACAAUGGGAAAGUCUGGAGUUGUGGCGUUAGCAUUGCUAGCAGGAGAAGAAGUCACCGGCCCAACACUGAACCUGUUCGAAUAUACCAAGAUUGGCCACAACAUGGACGAAUUGAUGAAGCUUAUGGCAUGCAAUCGUGGUCGUCCUAUCAGGCUUUUGAGAGGCAGCAAUCUAAAGAGCAAAUAUGCCCCAUCGGCAGGUGUUCGAUAUGAUGGCCUACACCUUGUCAAGCAAUUUGGACAUCAACUCCUAGACGAAUCCCAGAAUGUGUAUCGAUGCACGAUCAUGCUGGAGAGGAGCACAAGCCAGAAGCCAUUUGCCGAGGUCCUCCGAUUGCCCAAGCCAUCGCACCUGGACGACUGGAUACUUUACAAGAGGUUCGUGGGCGAGGAGUAUCGGAAACGAGAAGGGGAGGCGGCCUUUGAGAAAUGGAUUGACCUUGAAGAGGAGAAGCAAGCAGACAAAGAGCAAUUCCUCAAGGCCAGGGCAUUGCAGGAGGGAAUUCGACGGUACACGGUGGUGGAGAGGAAGCCGAAUAAUCUUCAAACCCACUGA